This is a messenger RNA of Caenorhabditis remanei, 426 nucleotides long. RefSeq lists its product as uncharacterized. The record is from RefSeq and is a predicted model, not a curated record. The transcript is spliced from 3 exons. NCBI's taxonomy places the organism in Eukaryota, Metazoa, Nematoda, Chromadorea, Rhabditida, Rhabditidae. The coding region runs from base 1 to 426 and encodes 141 amino acids.
AUGCAAAACUUCAUGGAUUCAAAAAUUGAUGCAACUGUUGUCUUACUAGGAACUCAAGUAGAAAAUGGUUCAAUACACAUUUUAUUGAUUGAUGAAAAAUUUGGUUUUGAGGAUGAGGAUGGGAUUCUCCACAAUCACUGCUCGCUAACACUUUUCUAUAAGAGAAAUGGAUCAUUUGUAACUGGAAGAGAUUUGACAGACGUUUUUCUAGCGAAAAAAACGUCUCGUUGGUCUGUCAUGUCUACCAAGGACUUCCACCUUUUCUACAAAGACAACAUUUGUUCAAGAUUUGAAGUUGAAGAUCCAUUCAUGCAACAAAUAGCCUAUCAAAUCAUGUCUCAAGCUGGGAUAAUCAGCGUCCCGAAUGAAGAAAUGCAAAAUAAUUUGAAUGCUAUUUUAAACAAUCGUUAUUCGUCAUCAGAAUAG